AUACCAAUGGUUAAACGAAGUUUACGCUAAUGAAUGGACAUAGUUGAUUAUGAGUUUAAUGGUCUAACAGAUUUGAAGAUGUAUAAAUUGCAUUGAGAGGUAGAAAGCUUCUCAAUUCACGACCUAAAAGAGUAAAUCGAUACUCUUUAAGGGAGUUGUAUUUCAAUAUAUAUAUGUAAAGUUUUUCUCUAUUAUAGAGAGGAAAAAAGAAAAAAGAGAGAAGAGAAAGAGAGCUGAGAGAUGGCUGCCAGGGUUACAUUUCUUGCACUGUUGUUAUGUCUAUCAACAACUGUGAUCAGGGCUGAAGACCCAUAUCUUUUCUUCACAUGGAAUGUCACUUAUGGCACCAUCUCUCCUCUUGGGGUUCCACAACAAGGCAUUCUCAUCAACAACGAAUUCCCUGGUCCAAACAUCAAUUCCACCACUAACAACAACAUUGUCAUCAACGUCUUCAACAAUCUUGAUGAGCCACUUCUAUUCUCAUGGAAUGGUAUUCAACACAGGAAGAAUUCAUGGCAAGAUGGUAUGCCCGGUACUAACUGCCCAAUCCAACCUGGUAAAAACUUCACCUACCAUUUCCAAGUCAAGGAUCAGAUUGGUAGUUACUUCUACUUCCCUAGCACCGCUUUCCACAAGGCUGCUGGUGGUUUUGGGGGUCUCCGUGUCAACAGUCGCCUACUUAUCCCCGUCCCCUUUGCUGAUCCUGAAGAUGACUACCAGGUGAUCAUUGGUGAUUGGUACACCAAGAGUCAUUCUACUCUUAGGAAGAUCUUGGAUGGUGGUCGAUCCAUCAACAGGCCCGAUGGUGUUUUGAUCAAUGGGAAAUCUGGAAAUGGUACCGAUGAACCCCUCUUCACCAUGAAGCCAGGGAAGACCUACAGGUACAGGAUUUGCAAUGUUGGUAUCAAGACCUCAUUGAAUUUCAGGAUUCAAGGACACAUGAUGAAGUUGGUUGAGAUGGAUGGUUCCCACGUUGUUCAGAACACCUACGACGCUCUUGACAUUCACGUCGGUCAAUGUCUCUCGGUGUUGGUGACUGCAGAUAAGACACCAAAAGACUACCACAUGGUUGCCUCAACCAGAUUCAUCAAGCAAGUCUUCACCACCACCGCUACUAUCCGAUAUGAAGGUUCCAACAUUCCUGCAUCUCCUGAGCUUCCCGAAGGACCCACAGGUAUUGUAUACUCGCUCAACCAGUUCCGCUCCUUCAGAUGGAACCUUACAGCUAGCGCUGCCCGUCCUAACCCACAAGGUUCAUACCAUUAUGGUGGCAUCAACAUCACCCGCACCAUUAAGAUCGUCAACUCUGCCUCAACCGUCGACGGUAAGCUUCGUUAUGGCAUCAAUGGUGUCUCACAUACAAACCCAGAAACCCCUCUCAAGCUUGCUGAAUACUACCAAGUACCAGAGAAGGUAUUCAAAUACGACACCAUAUCCGAUGAACCAACCCCAGAGAGUGCUGACAAGAUCACUGUUCAACCCAAUGUUGUUAAUGCAACUUUCCGUGAUUUCGUUGAAAUCGUAUUCGAGAACCACGAGAAAUCAAUCCAGUCAUGGCAUUUGGAUGGGUACUCAUUCUUUGCUGUCGCUAUUGAAGCUGGGAAAUGGACUCCAGAAAAGAGAAAGAACUACAACUUGCUCGAUGCUGUGAGCAGGCACACAAUUCAGGUUUACCCAGGUUGCUGGGCAGCCAUUAUGCUCACUUUCGAUAAUGCCGGUAUGUGGAACUUGAGGUCUAACCUAUGGGAAAGGUACUACUUGGGCCAACAAUUGUACGUCAGUGUUACCUCGCCAGCCAGAUCUCUCAGAGACGAAUACAACAUUCCUGACAACGCGGAGCUUUGCGGAAUUGUUAAGGACUUGCCCAAGCCACCUCCAUACACCAUCUAAGUUUUUGAAUUUUCGUAAAUCUUGUAAUAUCAUCUCUUCAACAACAUUGAGAAUGAAAGAAGAGAACGAAUGUUAAAUGAGAAGCUGAAUAUUUGAGAUAUGUAUGAACGAAAUUUUUGUUUUAUUUAUAUAGAAGGAAAAAAAAAUGAGAAACAGUUCUGGUGGUGUUGAUGAAGAUGAAAGUAUAAGCUAGAUCACAAGCUAUCAUCGGAACAUCUAAUAAAGUCAUAUCCAUGUACCAAUAUUUUCUAAAGGAUCAUCAACUUUUGUUUA
Molecule: messenger RNA, 2163 nt
Organism: Papaver somniferum (opium poppy)
Lineage: Eukaryota; Viridiplantae; Streptophyta; Magnoliopsida; Ranunculales; Papaveraceae
Product: L-ascorbate oxidase homolog
Exons: 1
Coding region: 241-1890 (549 amino acids)
Molecular function (GO): copper ion binding; oxidoreductase activity
Source: RefSeq, a predicted model, not a curated record